This is a messenger RNA of Paracoccidioides brasiliensis Pb18, 624 nucleotides long. RefSeq lists its product as uncharacterized. The record is from RefSeq and is a predicted model, not a curated record. The coding region runs from base 1 to 624 and encodes 207 amino acids. The transcript is spliced from 4 exons. Gene Ontology annotation, biological process: Golgi organization. Gene Ontology annotation, cellular component: endoplasmic reticulum; endoplasmic reticulum-Golgi intermediate compartment; membrane.
AUGCCAGAAGCUCUCCUUGGCAACCAUUCCGCUUCUGGGCAUGCUUCUCCUUCCGCAUCUCCGCUCGAUGCGAUCCGGGAACAAACCAGCAAGAUUGAGGAUUGGCUAGACACGAUUUCUGACCCCGUCAAGCCAUAUCUACCAGCCAUCGGCCGCUUUUUGAUUGUCGUCACUUUUCUUGAGGAUACGCUACGCAUCUUCACUCAAUGGAGCGAUCAGCUCACCUAUUUGAGAGAUUUCAGGCGCAUUCCAUGGGGCAUCACACACAUCUUCCUCAUCCUAAACAUCGUCGCAAUGGUUUCGUGUUCGGUACUGGUGAUCGCACGGAAACAUAGUGAAUAUGCUGUCGCCGGUCUUCUCGGCGUUGUCGUCGCACAGGCCCUUGGAUACGGCCUCAUCUUCGACCUGACCUUCUUCCUCCGCAACCUCAGUGUCAUUGGAGGUCUUCUUAUGGUGCUCUCAGACUCCUGGGUGCGCAAGAAAUUUGUCCCCGCUGGUCUUCCACAAAUCGACGAGAAGGACCGGAAAAUGUACAUCCAGUUUGCAGGACGUGUGUUGCUGAUCUUCCUGUUCAUUGGAUUUGUAUUCGCUGGGCCGUUGGAGUUUCUGGAGAGUCCUUGUUAG